AUGCCCCCUGUUAAGCAUUUUUCAUCUAGUGAAGUGAAUCAGUAUGAAUUAUCGUCUAGAUUAUUAACUUUAACCGAAAAUACUUCAUAUACACUAACACAAAUAAAUGGACAGAGAAUCUAUAGAAAAGCUCCACAUGCAUGGAGUGGGCCGGAGCCUUCGAGAAAUUGUGAGGUAUUCAUCGGGCGGAUUCCUCACGACUGCUUUGAAGACACCCUCGUGCCGCUGUUCCGCCAGGCUGGGGAGCUGUUCGAGUUUCGGCUCAUGAUCAACUUCUCUGGGUGGAAUAGAGGAUACGCAUUCGCGAUGUACACUACCGAUACCGAAGCGAGCAACGCCAUCAGGAUGUUUAACAACUACAUGAUCCGGCCUUCUUGGCAGCUGGGCGUUUGCCCUUCGAUCAACAACUGCCGCAUCUUCAUAUCCCGCAUCCCCCCUACAACGCCUUCAGCGGAGAUCGUUCGUUUGUUGUACGCGCUCACCGAUGAAGUGCAGGAGGUCCGCAUCAGGCGGUCCAUUGCUUCAUGUGCUGCUAUCGUGGAGUACAAGUCUCAUCGCGGCGCGGCAAUGGCAAGGAAAGCGCUGGUGGCUGCCGCGGCCGCAGCGUGGGGAUGUGGUGCGCGGCCGGCGGUCGACUGGUCGCUGCCGCAGUCGCCUCAACUCUUGAAGCAAUAUCGCGAGAUCGGCCGCUGGUCCCCGGAGCGCGGCGUGGAGCUGACCCGAGCCCCGGAGGAGGGCUGCGCGAGCUCCCCGCCCGUGCCCGCGGCCGCGCCCACCUACACGCUGGAGCCGUGGUCGCAGGCCCGCCGCCUGCGCAUGAUACAUGAGGCGCAGCGCAACGCCGCCGCCGCUGCAGAGUGGUCCAACCGCAUCCCGAGCGCGGAGUCUCUGGUAUCGUCCAUGGCGUCCUUAGGGCUCGGCAUGGGCCUGGGGCUCGAGUCCGGCGAGCGCGCGGUGUGGGCCCCGCCGAGCCCUGGGUCCCCGCGCGCGGCGCCGCCCGACUUCAACCCGUGGACGGCUCGCCACCCGCUGCAGGGCUUCAUCAACAAGAAUGACGAGUGA
Messenger RNA from Amyelois transitella, 1062 nucleotides. Its product is annotated as probable RNA-binding protein 46. Bases 1 to 1062 code for a protein of 353 amino acids. Gene Ontology annotation, molecular function: mRNA binding. Gene Ontology annotation, cellular component: nucleus; cytoplasm. Lineage: Eukaryota; Metazoa; Arthropoda; Insecta; Lepidoptera; Pyralidae. Gene Ontology annotation, biological process: mRNA stabilization; negative regulation of miRNA-mediated gene silencing. The transcript has 6 exons. The record is from RefSeq and is a predicted model, not a curated record.